CUACAAUACACUCUUUCUGUCUAGCUUCGCACAUCUGACAUUGGGGAUGUCUGAGGCCGCAAGGCUGUUGGCCUUGUUGAGGCCGCUUAAAAGGUGGUCAGACCGGUCAAGCCGCGACCUACAAUCAACUUCAACAACUUUAGCGGUACUUGCUCCACCAACUUCCAAACAUACGAAUUCUUUCCCGAUCGUAAUCAGCCCUCCUCCUUGUCAUUCUCCCGUCAGCGGCAGGGAAAUCUCCUUCCAAGAUGGCCGACUUCGCUUUUAUGGGUCCCAUUAUUGAGUACACAGUACGAUCCCUACCCGUCUCCGGUGUAGGCGACGAUCCUCUGGGAAUUGCCCAAGUCAGCGGAUUCUACGGACCCGGGACCUGGUCGGCAUGGUAUUCCACCAUCAUCGCAGCUUGGAUACAGUUGCUGGUGCAGCCGAAAAGGACAUUGGAUCCGAAUUCCUGGUUCUAUAUUUUAGGCAUGAAUUGGGCAGCAAUAGACCUUUUUCGUCAAGUUCACUCUCUUCGCACCGCACAAGAACAAGGCCACUCCCUCGAUCUUAGAAAAAAGUUCAUGGGCCCGAUUGCAGCGCCAUACAUGAUUGUUUUUUGGGGAUCGGUCCAUGCUGUUCUUCAAAAUGUGGUCGCCUUUUUCGCUACGGUGCUAAUUAUCACCACGGAUAAGAAAACCAAGGACGAAAUCGACAUCGAGGACCUGCGGGCUUGGUUUCGGGUUCUCUUCUCGCGCCGACUGGUUCUGUCCAUGGGACUAAUACUACCUUUGACGGCACUAUCUGUCUUGUUUUUCAACCCACCACUGCAGGAGGACUUUCCAAAGGAAGAGGAACACUACAUGUUCUUUCCCGCUCUUUACUGGGAAGGAAUCAGAGGCGAACAUGUCACCAGCGUUUUCUUCGCGGGCUGGGGAGGUCUAGCCUUGCUUCCCAUCUUCUUGGUAUACACCAUUUUGAUUCUUCUUCCCAUCACAGAAGGGUGUUUUCGGCUCGUCAUUGCAUUCUUACACCCUCCCAUUGCACGCAUGCAGUCCCUUGUUGCAUCCAUUAGCUCUUUGCUUGGCCGCUCACUGCUACUCUCGAUUAUGGUACUGUGGUUGCAUACGUUUUUGUUGCUUUUCAAACGUCCUUUAUUUGUUCUAGCGUUUGGUUUGUUUGGCUUACUAUUUUUAUGUCAAUUCAUUGUAGGAAUUUUCAUGCUUCUGGGCAUUAUUGGCUUCUUUUUCAUCCCUUCAGCGGUUUUGCAUUAUUUUUUUUAUAUUCUUAGGGGGACAAAGGUAUCUGAGUCCUGUUUCUUAAUGCCAUGCGCACCACAGUCGAUAUAUGACUGGGACCAGGCAUUCUCCUUGACAGCAGGACUCAUCCUACUAGUCUUUACAGAAAUUGUACCAGGUGUUAGAAAGGGCGUGCGGCUCUUUAAAAGGCUACGAGAGAGAAAAGAAAGUAUCUUGGAGUUCCCCCUGGGCGAUUUGAAUGCAGCUAAGCCUGAAGAGGUGGAGAUGGCAAAUCUAGAGGCUGGUCUUGGUAGUGGUAGCAAUCAAGAAUAAGAUAGGACCUAAGUGGCGAACGUGGUAAUUCUCUGGCGGUUACAUACCAACGAGGUCUGAUUCUGGUAUUGGUUUGAGCGAGCCCUCGGAGCCAGCAAGAGCACCAGUAGCGCGGAUGGUAUGAAGUUGCUAUAGGGCAUAAGAGAUCCUUCUUGCUGCGUUCGAGUGGUGUUGAUUCUUAUUGGACUCAGCUGAUUGCUGAGUAGCUGGGUGGUGUGUCGGUGGUCUUGGGCUAAGUUAUUGACUUAUUGUUAGCGAUGAACUUCAAUCAAAGAAUUUUGC
Messenger RNA from Lindgomyces ingoldianus, 1832 nucleotides. RefSeq lists its product as uncharacterized. The coding region runs from base 249 to 1550 and encodes 433 amino acids. NCBI's taxonomy places the organism in Eukaryota, Fungi, Ascomycota, Dothideomycetes, Pleosporales, Lindgomycetaceae. The transcript has a single exon. The record is from RefSeq and is a predicted model, not a curated record.